UGCGGCUAUGUUCAUUGUAGAAAGCAAAGAAACAGCCCAAAAAUGCCGAGUCAAGAGGUUGUGACUACAAAAGUGGUGGUUCACCCUUUGGUUUUAUUGAGUGUAGUGGAUCAUUUUAAUCGUAUGGGAAAGAUUGGUAAUCAAAAAAGAGUUGUCGGUGUUCUUUUGGGUUGCUGGAGGGCCAAAGGUGUCCUGGACGUGUCAAACAGUUUUGCAGUGCCCUUUGAUGAAGAUGACAAAGACAAAAGCGUAUGGUUCCUUGACCAUGACUAUUUGGAAAACAUGUAUGGAAUGUUCAAAAAAGUUAAUGCUCGUGAAAAGGUAGUAGGAUGGUAUCACACCGGACCUAAAUUACAUCAAAAUGAUGUCGCUAUUAACGAACUUAUUAGGAGAUACUGUCCUAAUUCUGUGUUGGUCAUCAUCGAUGCUAAACCCAAAGAUCUUGGUCUUCCAACAGAAGCAUAUCAAGCUGUUGAAGAGGUUCACGAUGAUGGAUCGCCGACAUCUAAAACCUUUGAACACAUCCCUAGCGAAAUUGGUGCAGAGGAAGCAGAAGAAGUAGGCGUAGAACACUUAUUGAGAGAUAUUAAAGAUACUACCGUCGGUACCCUUAGCCAGAGAAUUACAAACCAGCUAUUAGGUUUGAAAGGUCUUCAUGAACAAAUUAGGGAAAUUAGAGACUACCUGCUCCAAGUUGGUAGUGGCAAAUUACCGAUAAAUCAUCAGAUCGUUUACCAACUUCAGGACAUUUUUAAUCUACUACCCGAUAUGACGCAAAGUAGCUUCGUUGAUUCACUGUACGUGAAAACGAAUGAUCAAAUGUUAGUUGUGUAUCUCGCGGCUCUCGUUAGAUCUGUAAUCGCGCUACAUAAUUUGAUUAAUAAUAAGUUAACCAAUCGCGACGCGGAGAAAAAAGAAACAGAUAAGAAGGAAGCGAAGAAGGAAGAGAAGAAAGAAGAGGAGAAGAAGGAUGAGAAAGAUAAAGCAAAAACUAAGAGUCAGUGAAUAAAGUGAAAUCGAGACUAACCUGUGCGAUUGAGACUGUUAAUCUUACGAAAGUUCACAAAACUCGCGAAGUUUGUUUAUAUAUGUACAAAUGUAUUUCGUGCUUUUAAACAACCGGCAUUUCGAGUUAACACCAAAAAUAAACAUGAAUGACCUUAUUCUUAAAGUGUUCCAGUAUAGUAUGACUUAAAAAAGCAUUUACAUUAGAUAAAGGAUAUGAUAGUAGAAACGCGGUUACACAUUUUCACACAUUAAAUCUAGGAAACAGAGAGUAAUUAACAUUGAAACAUUUUUGCAUGGCAUAACGCUACGAAUGUGUUUGCUAAGUUCUUACUGUCAACUUGCCUUGUUUCUUUAGGAAUGAGUGACAGAUUCACUACAUAACUUUUGUAUAAUGUAUCGAUGUUAACAAACUACGGCAAUUUUCACGUGAACUGCUCAAUCACUGUCAACAAUUUGUCCAUAUGUAUCGAAGUUUUCUAUAUUAUCCGAGGAUACUAGAUCAGUUUCUCGUAACAUAGGCGCUAUAGACAUAUUUUCAAAAGACUUGAGCUUUCAUAAUUAACACACUGCGUUAUUAAUAAAAGAAACAAAGAGAAUCGAUCAAUUGAACAUACGGUUUUAUUUAUUCUUUGUUAAUAUAAAGGGACUCUAGAAUGAUCAAGACGAGAUGCACAGAUCGAUCGUGCACUCCUCGCUUUGUAUCAUAUGAAUUCAUACUUAAACGUACGCGCGAACCGAAAACUUAUGUACCGUGAAACAGCAUUUUAUCAUGCUCGUAUUUGUACGAUACGUAACUUGAGAUACACACUGUUUUUCAUUAACAGA
Hylaeus volcanicus is the source of this 1833-nucleotide messenger RNA. It is a transcript of the gene Rpn8, whose product is annotated as 26S proteasome non-ATPase regulatory subunit 7. Gene Ontology annotation, biological process: proteasome-mediated ubiquitin-dependent protein catabolic process. Bases 43 to 1005 code for a protein of 320 amino acids. The transcript has 4 exons. NCBI's taxonomy places the organism in Eukaryota, Metazoa, Arthropoda, Insecta, Hymenoptera, Colletidae. The record is from RefSeq and is a predicted model, not a curated record. Gene Ontology annotation, cellular component: proteasome regulatory particle; proteasome complex. Gene Ontology annotation, molecular function: metallopeptidase activity; protein binding.